CGCGCAUGCGCGGUUAGUGGCUGCUCUGCGGCCGCCGGCGGGAUUGGUCUGAAGAGACGCGGGGACCAAGUGGCAGCGACUCGGACAUCUGGGCUGUCACUGCCGAAAACAGGCCACAAAAGAGAUAAUCAAUAUGCGUUUCCAAGUCUUUUGGCUAUGUUUGGGUCUUCUGUUCAUCUCAAUUAAUGCAGAAUUUAUGGAUGAUGAUGUUGAGAUGGAAAACUUUGAAGAAAAUUCAGAAGAAAUUGAUGUUAAUGAAGGUGAACUUUCCUCAGAGAUUAAAUAUAAGACACCUCAACCUAUAGGAGAAGUAUAUUUUGCAGAAACUUUUGAUAGUGGAAGGUUGGCUGGAUGGGUGUUAUCAAAAGCAAAGAAAGAUGACAUGGAUGAGGAGAUUUCGAUAUACGAUGGAAGAUGGGAAAUUGAAGAGUUGAAAGAAAACCAGGUACCUGGUGACAGAGGACUGGUAUUAAAAUCUAGAGCAAAGCAUCAUGCAAUAUCUGCUGUAUUAGCAAAACCCUUCAUUUUUGCUGAUAAACCCUUGAUAGUUCAAUAUGAAGUAAAUUUUCAAGAUGGUAUUGAUUGUGGAGGUGCAUACAUUAAACUCCUAGCAGACACUGAUGAUUUGAUUCUGGAAAACUUUUAUGAUAGAACAUCCUAUAUCAUUAUGUUUGGACCAGAUAAAUGCGGAGAAGAUUAUAAACUUCAUUUUAUCUUCAGACAUAAACAUCCCAAAACUGGAGUUUUUGAAGAGAAACAUGCCAAACCUCCAGAUGUAGACCUUAAAAAGUUCUUUACAGACAGGAAGACUCAUCUUUAUACCCUUGUGAUGAAUCCAGAUGACACAUUUGAGGUGUUAGUUGAUCAAACAGUUGUAAAUAAAGGAAGCCUCCUAGAGGAUGUGGUUCCUCCUAUCAACCCCCCCAAAGAAAUUGAAGAUCCCAGUGACAAAAAACCUGAAGAAUGGGAUGAAAGAGCAAAAAUUCCUGAUCCUCGUGCCGUCAAACCAGAAGACUGGGAUGAAAGUGAACCUGCCCAAAUAGAAGAUUCAAGUGCUGUUAAACCUGCUGGCUGGCUUGAUGAUGAACCAAAAUUUAUCCAUGAUCCUAAUGCUGAAAAACCUGAUGACUGGAAUGAAGACAUGGAUGGAGAAUGGGAGGCACCUCAGAUUCUUAAUCCAGCAUGUCGGAUUGGGUGUGGUGAGUGGAAACCUCCCAUGAUAGAUAACCCAAAAUACAAAGGAGUAUGGAGACCUCCACUGGUCGAUAAUCCUACCUACCAGGGAAUCUGGAGUCCUCGAAAAAUUCCUAAUCCAGAUUAUUUCGAAGAUGAUCAUCCAUUUCUUCUGACUUCUUUUAGUGCUCUUGGUUUAGAGCUUUGGUCUAUGACCGCUGAUAUCUACUUUGAUAAUUUUAUUAUCUGUUCGGAAAAGGAAGUAGCAGAUCACUGGGCUGCAGAUGGUUGGAGAUGGAAAAUAAUGAUAGCAAACGCUAAUGAGCCUGGUGUAUUAAAACAGUUAAUGGCAGCUGCGGAAGGGCACCCAUGGCUUUGGUUGAUUUAUCUCAUAACAGCAGGAGUGCCAAUAGCAUUAAUUACUUCAUUUUGUUGGCCAAGAAAAGUAAAGAAGAAAUACAAAGAUACAGAGUAUAAAAAAACCGACAUAUGUAUACCACAAACAAAAGGAGUACUAGAGCAAGAAGGAAAGGAAGAGAAAGCAGCCCUGGAAAAACCCAUGGACCUGGAAGAGGAAAAAAAGCAAAGUGAUGGUGAAAUGCUUGAAAAAGAAGAGGAAAGUGAACCUGAGGAAAAGAGUGAAGAAGAAAUCGAAAUCCUAGAAGGGCAAGAAGAACGUAAUAAAUCAAAUAAGUCUGGAUCAGAGGAUGAGAUGAAAGAAGCAGAUGAGAGCACAGGAUCUGGAGAUGGGCCAAUGAAGUCAGUACGCAAAAGAAGAGUACGAAAGGACUAAACUAGAUUCAAUUAUUUUAAAUUCCUGAGAGGGAUGUUUGGCAUUCUAAAAUCAGCAUGCCAGACUUGAACUUUAAUCAAUCUAUGCACAUCCUGUUUCUAAUAUCUAGCAACAUUUUUCUUUCAGACAUUUAUUUUAGUCCUUCAUUUCAGAGGGAAAAAAAAGCAUCUUUGAAGUUAACUGGUCUUUGAAUUUAGAAUAAAAGUUGCACAUUACAUAUCGGAUCUAAGAGAUUAAUACCAUUAGAAGUUACACAGUUUUAGUUGUUUGGAGAUAGUUUUGGUUUGUACAGAACAAAAUAAUAUGUAGCAGCUUCAUUGCUAUCAGAAAAAAUCAGUUAUUGGAAUUUCCACUUAAAUGGCUAUACAACAAUAUAACUGGUAGUUCUAUAAUAAAAAUGAGCAUGUGUUCUGUUGUACAGAGCUAAAUGCAAUAAAGUUUCUGUAUGGUUGUUUGAUUCUAUCAACAAUUGAAA
Messenger RNA from Rhinopithecus roxellana (golden snub-nosed monkey), 2441 nucleotides. RefSeq names its product calmegin (gene CLGN). The record is from RefSeq and is a predicted model, not a curated record. Gene Ontology annotation, cellular component: endoplasmic reticulum; endoplasmic reticulum membrane. Gene Ontology annotation, molecular function: calcium ion binding. The transcript is spliced from 15 exons. Gene Ontology annotation, biological process: protein folding. NCBI's taxonomy places the organism in Eukaryota, Metazoa, Chordata, Mammalia, Primates, Cercopithecidae. Bases 134 to 1966 code for a protein of 610 amino acids.